AUGUGCUAUGAAGCAUUGAAAAUUUUCAGCGACCGACUGGCGCGGGUGGAGCAAAAACAGACUCUGCUAAAUAUUUUGAAUGAUUCAAUAAAAGCCGAUUGGGACCUGGAAAAUAUCGCAGAUCAAGCCUCUAGGCACUACUAUGUUUCAAGAGGCGAAGCCUUAAAUAAAGCCACAGUUUUCGAGAAACUCUCCAAGAAAAAUUGGGAAAUGGAAGUCCAGCGUGGAAUAGUCCAGUUUGGAAAGGAAAGCCAGGACCUGGACACAAUAAUUAACGACGAAAUCCUAUCGCUCACUGCCGCCGUAACAAGAGCUGCGCUUAUUCCACAGUACAACUUGGUGCUGCUUGGAAAAUCAGGCCUUGGGCGCAAAACUGCCAUAAAAAUCAGCUCAGCCCUUCUUUCCAAGAGAAUCAUUCAUCCGUGCAGUGGAAGUCCUCCACUGUUCCCAAACGACCUCAAACUGGCAGUCCAAUAUGCAGGCUUAGAGUGCGAAGACGUUCUUUUGAUACUGGAAGAUUAUGUUUUCUGCACUCAGCUGAACAUGACCAUAAUAAAUUUGUUGAUGAGUGCAGGCGAGGCUCCGGAUCUCUAUUCGGACAUUGAGAUGGAUUCCUUGGUUAAAGGGUUGAAGGACAAGCUGGAUAGUGAUAAUUUUGAAGGAGAUUUGAACCAAUACUUUGCCACUAAUAUCAAAAAACAUCUGCAUGUUUUUAUUUGCCUGGAUCAGGACAGUGAGGGUCUUCGCGAUAUAAUUGUGAAGUGUCCAGCUUUGUCCCAAAAUAGUGGGCUGGUCUGGAUAGAAAAGUGGAGCGGCGAAACGAUAAAAAGCUUCCCCCAGAAGCUAAUUCAUCAGCUGGGUGGAAUCGACGCCAAUUACUCCACGAGCACUUUUGAACAAAUCUACAAAUCUUUGCCCAGUGUAACACCAACCAGAUACAUCUGCAUGGUGAAGUUGUGCUACUCAGUUUACAAAGAAAAUGAAUCGUCUAUUAAUUCCAGAAUUACCAAGCUAGAGAGUGGAAUUUUGAAAUUAACUGACGCGAAAAAUUUAGUGAGCGAGCUGAAGCACAAAGCAGCCGAACAGCAGGAGAAACUGGCGGAAAAACAGUCGAAAGCAAACUCGGCCUUAGAUAUGAUAAGCAACACUAUCAAAGGUGCCCGCUGUGGGAAACAUCAAAACCGAAUCCCUAUCAGAAAUCCGCUCUUUGCGAGCUCCGCCUGAGAUUAUCCGUGAUAUUCUCGAAGGCGUAUUGAAGCUGAUGGGCACCCAGGACACUUCCUGGAACAGCAUGAAGACAUUUCUAGCCAAACGGGGAGUAAAAGAGGACAUUCGAUCGUUCGAUGCAAGUCGAAUACAAACCGAGAACCGGCAGGCAGUGGAAAGACUCAUGAGUACGAAGAGAGAUUCGUUUGACCAAAAGUCUGCAAAACGGGCUUCAGUUGCGGCCGCUCCUCUGGCGGCUUGGGUUGAUGCCAACGUGAAAUACUCCAGGGUGUUGGAUAAAAUUCGACCACUGGAAAGAGAGCAGAACAAACUGAAGCAAAAUCUAGAUAAUGCAGAAACUCAGUUAGUUGAGCUAAAUGCCAAUCUGUCUGAUGUGGAUGCGACAGUGGCCAAAUUAAAGGAACAACUAUCGCAGUUUACAAAGGAAGCAGCGGAAAUUGAGAUUGGAUUAAACGAAGUCAAUCGGACUUUAGCGUCCGCAGAAAAUCUCGUCUACAAGUUGGAAGAUGAGUAUCAGAGGUGGCAAGAGCAGCUGAAGGAGCUUUCAAAAGAGCUGGAGGUUUUGCCAAACGACUCGCUCCUAGCUGCUGCUUUUAUAACUUUCUUGUCUGAGGAAGAGGAAAUUAACAGAAGGAACAUUCUAACGACAUGGUGCUCCUUACUGGGCAAAGAUGAGUUUGACUUGAUGGCAUUUUUUGCGUCAGAGCGUGAGCAACUGCAAUGGCAAUCUGAGGGCCUUCCAAACGAUCGGGCUUCUUUGGAAAAUGCUGUUGCUAUGAAGAAAGGGCUUUUGUCUCCGUUAGUGGUCGAUCCCAACUCAACAGCGGCGCAUUGGCUGAAGGCACAUUACACGAAAAGCAAGCAGAACUUUGAGCAUAUCGCUGCCAACUCGCCCAAGUUGAAUACAGUUCUUGAAGCCGGUAUCCGAUUUGGCAAAAUCCUUCUGAUUGAAGAACUGGAAAGUGUACCACAUCAUUUAUUCCCGAUACUUAGAAGCGAUUUUGUGGUCCAAGGGGAGCGCAAAAUGAUUCGGAUGUUCGGCAAGCUGGUAGACUGCCAUUCGGACUUUAAAGUCAUAAUGUGCAGUCGCAACGAGCGCAUUAAACUUCCGGCAGAAAUCGCCUCGUAUAUUUGCGUCCUGAACUUCAACGUCAGAAUUUGCUGGCGACGCUCAAUGAAACCAAAUCCAACUCCACUGCAGUGACUGCCGCCUUGGACGAAUCCACAAAAGUCCAAAAUGACCUGCGGAAGGAAUAUGAGAUGUUUCUGGACAUAUCUUCGUAUGGAAGCCGGCUGUAUUUCGCCUGCAGAGAGUUUGGAAACUUUCACAUUCUUUAUUCCGUAUCAGCCGGUGCAUUCAGCAGGAUAUUCCUUUUGUGCCUGCAAACCACUCAGUCUCAAGCUGAUAAUCCAGAGAUCCAGACACGGCAUUUGUUCCAAAGCAUUUACAAUUACAUGGCCCGGGGGAUGUUUAAGAGCGACAAAUUGACUUUUUUCUUACACUUGGUUUGCCGCAUGUUUCCGAUAGCGGUUCCGGAGGUGGAAAUGCGCCUUUUCCUAGCCAAUAAUUCCUAUCAAAAAUUGGGCGAGGAAAACGACUCUGAUUUGCCAGGAUGGAUUCAACCCUUUUCUGUGCCGGCAGUUCUUAACAUUAAGAAUGCUUUGCCCGAUUUGUACAAGAAGUUGCAGUUGAAUGAGACGAACCUUUGGACCAGUUUCAUGGAAUCUACACAGUGCGAGAAGGAAUUUCCCAAACACUGCCAUGCAUCAGAAUUUCAAAAGCUGCUGGUGGUACAAUGUUUAAGACCUGAUAAGCUUUUGACUUGUAUCGAAAUCUGUUGCCUACGAAUAUCAGGACUCCGAACGGUAGAUCCCCCAGUUUUAAGCGUAAGCUCCGUCCAUGCCAAAUCCAGUGCGGAAGAACCGAUUUUAUUAAUCACAACCUCUGGAAUGGAUCCUUCAGUUGAAAUAAGCGAUUUAGCCAGGCAACUUAAUCAUCCCUUUGAAGAGAUAUCCAUGGGAGAAGGAAGUGAAGCUAAGGCUCUGACCAGUCUGGAAAAAUGCAGACAAUCGGGAAAGUGGCUAAUAUUGAAGAACUUACAACUGGUAACCUAUUGGCUUUCUGUACUCGCCCAAAAUCUGAAAAGUAGCCACUGCUCGGACAAAUUCAGAUUGUGGCUCAUUACGGAAUCUACUACAAAAUUCAAUGCAGUAUUGGCACAAAAUUGCUUAAAAAUCGCCUAUGAAGAGCCGCAAGGAAUCGGGAACAACAUGCAACGAAUCUACGCAUCGUUGGGAGAACAGUAUGAAAAUAAAUUGAGUCGAACUUCUGCCCGAAUAUUCUUCGUGUUUUCCAUGCUGCAUGCGUUGCUACAAGAACGACGGAAAUACAUACCGCAAGGCUGGUCGAAGUACUACGAAUUCAAUCAUACAGAUAUGCAAACCGGGCUGAAUUUAACUGAAGAUCUGUGGAACGUGGAUACAACUCGGGUUCAAUGGCAAUUUAUCACUGGGUUGUUAAGCGAGGCUGUUUAUGGAGGAAGAAUAGAAAACGUUGAUGAUACGAACAUCUUGGAGACGUACUUGGCCAUGUACUUUAAAGACGAGAUUUUAAGCCACAAAUGGAGGCCGUAUGGGCUGAACGUUAAUUUACCCAACAGCGGCCAAAACAAGGAAUAUUGUCAAGUCAUUAAAGGGUUUCCCAACAAAUAUCCUCCGUCUAUGUUUGGGCUGCCUGAAAAUAUUGAUAAAGCCCGUGAAAAGCAAAUGUCUUCGACUUUAAUCCAGCAGCUGAAGAGAUUUUACCAAAAGCACACUGCCAAAACACCUACAGCCGGUAUGAACUUCAAGCUUCUGCAUCCAUUUUUCAUUUUAUGGAAGAAGGUCAACCAGGGCCACGAUUUUAUACGACUGAGCUUGCCUGGGGGAAGGAAAAGCGCUUCUGCCCUCGAAUCGUACGUGUAUGAGGAAUACUCCAAGGGCGUAACGCUAAUACAGAUGAUCCAUAAGGAUUUUGCGAAUUUCAACAAAAUCUCAAAAGGUCUGCAGGAAGCAGAACCAAAUGAAGUACUGGCGGCUAACAGCCUUGGGGAAUCACAAACACCUACAGCCUGGAUUCACUUUUGGAAUGGCCCAAAAGACCCCACUCAGUAUUUGACUGAGCUUUUGCAGAAAACCGAUCACUUGUCCAUAUGGAAUUCGAAAAGCAUUGAAGAACUGCUCAAGCAGCCUGUAAAGUUGUCCAUGUUCUUCAGUCCGGAUACUUUCCUAGCAUGCUCCAAACAGGGAUUUGCCAGGUUUUCGAAUGUGCCUUUGGAAGAAUUAGUGCUUCAAACUAGCUGGACUUCUUCAAGCAAUCAUGCACUCAUUUUGUCUGGCAUUCUCAUCGAAGGCGCUUUACUCGAGAACGGGGUUUUAGUGGCAUGCAAAAGUAACUCGGAAAGCAUCAAUCUGACGCCAAAUUGCUACCUAAACUGGACUGAGAAGGAUAAAUUGCCGCAAGACAAUUUUGCAAAAUUUCCGCUAUACACCGACUCCAGCAGGGAAUCGAAGAUAACACACAUUCAAGUGGAAUGCAGUGCUAGUUUAAGAGAUCAAUAUGUGCUUAGUGGACUUGCAUUUUAUUUGAAACAUUAGUUCCAGUUAAAAAAACAUUUCUAUUGGAA
Dendroctonus ponderosae (mountain pine beetle) is the source of this 4892-nucleotide messenger RNA. Its product is annotated as cytoplasmic dynein 2 heavy chain 1-like. The record is from RefSeq and is a predicted model, not a curated record. Gene Ontology annotation, cellular component: dynein complex. Gene Ontology annotation, molecular function: dynein light intermediate chain binding; minus-end-directed microtubule motor activity; dynein intermediate chain binding. Gene Ontology annotation, biological process: microtubule-based movement. Lineage: Eukaryota; Metazoa; Arthropoda; Insecta; Coleoptera; Curculionidae.